CGGCGAACCAGUAGAACGUUUUUGGAGUGAUAUGAAUUCCGAAAAAUGUGACGCUGAUACUCUCACAAGACAUAUUUUGAGCGCCGUAGAUCCAUUAAUAGGAAAUUUCCCUAUCAAACUGAUUUCACAAAGCUAUGAUGGAGUCGCGGUAAUGAGCGGACAUAAUGCUGGAGUACAGGUAAAAAUUAAACAAAGAUAUCCAUUUACUCACUAUGUACAUUGCUAUGCGCAUCAGUUAAACCUGAUUAUGUCCCAAGUUCGGGUGUUCUUUGGGGAUUUGAAAGAUAUUCCGGGAUUUUCUUAAUAAUUC
This is a messenger RNA of Acanthoscelides obtectus, 310 nucleotides long. NCBI's taxonomy places the organism in Eukaryota, Metazoa, Arthropoda, Insecta, Coleoptera, Chrysomelidae. The record is from the annotation of a GenBank genome assembly.